Messenger RNA from Sardina pilchardus (European sardine), 3579 nucleotides. RefSeq names its product zinc finger protein 208-like. Lineage: Eukaryota; Metazoa; Chordata; Actinopteri; Clupeiformes; Clupeidae. The transcript is spliced from 5 exons. Bases 82 to 3579 code for a protein of 1165 amino acids. The record is from RefSeq and is a predicted model, not a curated record.
AGCAGUCUCAAGAAACACCAGAUUGUCCACACAGGAGAAAAGCCAUAUCAGUGCACUGACUGCGGAAAGAGUUUUAGUCAAAUGAGCAGUCUCAAGGCACACCAGAGUAUCCACACAGGAGAAAAGCCAUAUCAGUGCACUACAUGUGGGAAAAGUUUCAGGACUAAGAUAGAGGUCACCUUACAUCCGCACACACAUACAGAAGAAAAGCCAUAUCAGUGCACUGACUGCGGAAAGGGUUUUAGUCAAAUGAGCAGUCUCAAGGCACACCAGAGUAUCCAUACAGGAAAAAAGCCAUAUCAGUGCACUGACUGUGGAAAGGCUUUUAGUCAAAUUGGCAAUCUCAAGGCACACCAGAGUAUCCAUACUGGGGAAAAGCCAUAUCCGUGCCCUACAUGUGGGAAAAGUUUAAGGACUAAGAGAGAGGUGACCAUCCAUCAGCGCACACAUACAGGAGAAAAGCCAUAUCAGUGCACUGACUGUGGGAAGGGUUUUAGUCAAAUUGGCAAUCUCAAGAGACACCAGAGUAUCCAUACUGGAGAAAAGCCAUAUCAGUGCACUACAUGUGGGAAAAGUUUCAGGACUAAGAUAGAGGUCACCUUCCAUCAGCACACACAUACAGAAGAAAAGCCAUAUCAGUGCACUGACUGUGGAAAGGGUUUUAGUCAAAUGAGCCAUCUCAAGGCACACCAGAGUAUCCAUACAGGGGAAAAGCCAUAUCAGUGCACUACAUGUGGAAAAAGUUUCAGGACUAAGACAGAUGUCACUGUCCAUCAGCGCACACAUACAGGAGAAAAGCCAUAUCAGUGCAUUGACUGCGGAAAGGGUUUUAGUCAAAUGAGCAAUCUCAAGAGACACCAAAUGAUCCACCAGACCAUCCACACAGGAGAAAAGCCAUAUCAGUGCACUACAUGUGGGAAGAGUUUCAAGACAAAGGCGAAGGUCACCAUCCAUCAGCGCACACAUACUGGAGAAAAGCCAUAUCAGUGUACUUACUGUGGAAAGACUUUUCGACAAACAUCUGUCCUCAAGAAACACCAGAGGAUCCAUACUGGGGAAAAGCCAUAUCAGUGUACUUACUGUGGAAAGACUUUUCGACAAACAUCUGUCCUCAAGAGACACCAGAGGAUCCAUACUGGUGAAGAGCCAUAUCAGUGUACUACAUGUGGGAAGAGAUUCAGGGAGAGCAGUUCUCUUACUAAACAUCAGCGCACACAUACAGGAGAAAAGCCAUAUCAGUGCACUGACUGCGGAAAGAGUUUUAGUCAAAUGAGCAGUCUCAAGGCACACCAGAGUAUCCACACAGGAGAAAAGCCAUAUCAGUGCACUGCAUGUGGGAAACGUUUCAGGACUAAGAUAAAGGUCACCUUUCAUCAGCACACACAUACAGAAGAAAAGCCAUAUCAGUGCACUGACUGCGGAAAGGGUUUUAGUCAAAUGAGCAGUCUCAAGGCACACCAGAGUAUCCAUACAGGAAAAAAGCCAUAUCAGUGCACUGCAUGUGGGAAAAGUUUCAGGACUAAGAGAGAGGUGACCAUCCAUCAGCGCACACAUACAGGAGAAAAGCCAUAUCAGUGCACUGACUGUGGGAAGGGUUUUACUCAAAUGAGCAGUCUCAAGAGACACCAGAGUAUUCAUACUGGAGAAAAGCCAUAUCAGUGCACUACAUGUGGAAAAAGUUUCAGGACUAAGAGAGAUGUCACUGUCCAUCAGCGCACACAUACAGGAGAAAAGCCAUAUCAAUGCACUGACUGCGGAAAGGGUUUUAAGUAUAGGAAUCACCUGAAGGCACACCAGACCAUCCACACAGGAGAUAAGCCAUAUCAGUGCAGUGUAUGUGGGAAGACUUUAAGUCGUAGAUCUAUCCUCAAGCUACACCAGAGGACGCAUACUGGAGAAAAGCCAUAUCAGUGCACUGACUGUGGAAAGACUUUUAGUCAUAGAUCUAACCUCAAGAUACACCAGAGGACGCAUACUGGAGAAAAGCCAUAUCAGUGUAAUUACUGUGGAAAGACUUUUCGACAAACUUCUGUCCUCAAGAGACACCAGAGGAUCCAUACUGGUGAAAAGCCAUAUCAGUGUACUACAUGUGGGAAGAGUUUCAGGGAGAGCGGUUCUCUUACUAAACAUCAGCGCACACAUACAGGAGAAAAGCCAUAUUGGUGCACUGACUGUGGAAUGUCUUUUAGUAUAAUGAGCAAUCUCAAGGCACACCAGAGUAUCCACACAGGAGAAAAGCCAUAUCAGUGCAUUGCCUGCGGAAUGGCUUUUAGUAUAAUGAGCAGUCUCAAGGCACACCAGAGUAUCCACACAGGAGAAAAGCCACAUCAGUGCACUGACUGUGGAAAGGGUUUUAUUACUAAGAAAGAGGUCACCAUCCACCAGCGCACACACACAGGAGAAAAGCCAUAUCAGUGCCCUGACUGCGGAAAGGAUUUUAGUCAUAUGUGCAGUCUCAAGAGACACCAGAGUAUCCACACAGGAGAAAAGAAAUAUCAGUGCACUGACUGCGGAAAGGGUUUUAGUCAAAUGUGCAGUCUCAAGAAACACCAGAUUGUCCACACAGGAGAAAAGCAAUAUCAGUGCACUGACUGUGGAAAGGGUUUUAGUCAAAUGAGCAAUCUGAAGAGACACCAGACCAUCCACACAGGAGAACAGCCGUAUCAGUGCAGUGUAUGUGGGAAGAGUUUCAGUGACAGUUUGGGUCUCUCCAUGCAUCAGUUGACACAUAAUGGAGAAAAGCUCUCCCCAUGUCCUCAAUGUGGAAAGACUUUCAAUAGGAUGCAUCAUCUUGAGACUCACCAGAGGACCCACACUGGAGAAAAGCCAUAUCAGUGCACCGACUGUGGAAUGUCUUUUAGUCUUACAUCUAGCCUCAAGAAACACCAGAGGAUCCAUACUGGGGAAAAGCCAUAUCAGUGCACUGACUGUGGAAAGACUUUUCGACAAACAUCUUCUCUCAAGACACACCAGAGGACCCAUACUGGAGAAAGGCCAUAUCAGUGCACUACAUGUGGGAAAAGUUUCAGGACUAAGAGAGAGGUGACCAUCCAUCAGCGCACACAUACAGGAGAUAAAACAUAUCAGUGCACUGACUGUGGAAAGGGUUUUAGUCAAAUGAGCAAUCUCAAGACACACCAGAGUAUCCAUACUGGAGAAAAGCCAUAUCAGUGCACUACAUGUGGGAAAAGUUUCAGGACUAAGAUAGAGGUCACCUUCCAUCAGCACACACAUACAGGAGAAAAGCCAUAUCAGUGCACUGACUGCGGAAAGAGUUUUAGUCAAAUGACCAAUCUCAAGGUACACCAGAGAAUCCACACAGGAGAAAAGCCAUAUCAGUGCACUGACUGCGGAAAGGGUUUUAGUCAAAAGAGCCAUCUCAAGGCACACCAGAGUAUCCAUACUGGGGAAAAGCCAUAUCAGUGCACUACAUGUGGGAAAAGUUUCAAGACUAAGACAGAGGUCACCGUCCAUCAGCGCACACAUACAGGAGAAAAGCCAUAUCAGUGCACUGACUGUGGAAAGGCUUUUAGUCAAAUUAGCAAUCUCAAGAGACACCAGGUGAUCCAUACAUCUUAG